This is a messenger RNA of [Torrubiella] hemipterigena, 1576 nucleotides long. Lineage: Eukaryota; Fungi; Ascomycota; Sordariomycetes; Hypocreales; Clavicipitaceae. The record is from the annotation of a GenBank genome assembly.
CGUGCUUGUAUUUACUACUUAUUACACCGAAAAAAUAGUUGUACAUGAUACACAUUUACGGCCAGAUCGAUCACACGUUUGAGCAUAGUCUAUGUGAAAACGAUAGACUAGGUACACGUUCGUGGCGCUGUCAACGCAGACAAAGUGGAACAAUCGUAGCGCUAGACGGUUGUGACAAAACUAAGAGCGACUAGCGGGCUGCGAGCACCAAUCGAGGAUGGCUCUUUGACUAUAGUCGAUGAGAAGAUUGCAUUCGGUGGCCAAGAUCCUUGGUUAGAGAACAAAUCUAUGCGAGAUAACAUUGUUGGGAUGUUGAGGAUAGGCACCACGGUGGUGCUAACAAUAUUACAACCUGAACUGUUCCGUGGCAUCUGCGAUAAUAUGUUUUCCAUUGAAGGCGACGGUAAUGUCGAAACUGUUGAUACUGCCCAACAACUUGUGACAACUGAAGGCAUGAUGCCACCCUACACCGACGAUGUGGAACAAAUGGAUGAAAUGGUUAAGACUCACAACGAGUGAAAUACUAUUGUAGGCUACUUGAGCUUUGGCUUACAACAAUGAUCGACCUUUUAUUUGCCUUGAUAAUAGCACUGUUUGUGCUCAUAGCUAUGGCCACGAAUCUAUCUCCUUCCGCGAUCGGUACUGCAAUCUCGACAUUGAACUCUGUUACAUUAAUGGUGCGGCGUAUCAUAGCAAACCUUGGUAGCGCAGACUAUUUUAUGGACGCUGUUCACCAGAUCGAGCGGUUCAUAAAGUAUACGCCGCAAGAUGAAGUGAGGAUGAUUCUGCCCAGUACCCAUGAAUGGUCGCCAUAUCCAGCGAUUCGGUUUACGGAUGUUUCUAUUGGCUAUGGGCCCCGAGUCGUAAACCCGACACUACGCGGAGUAAACCUUCAGAUUUCAGGUGCUUCACAUAUCGGCUUUGUGGGCGCUCUAGGAAGUGGAAAACGACAUUAUCGCUGUCUUUACUAUCUCUCAUCUCAUAUACUGGUUCUAUAACAGUUGACGGCAUUGAGGUUCGGGAUAUCCCCCGGGACCAGUUCCCGUCCCUCUUUACCGUCAUCCCACAAGAGCCCAUCGUUUUCCGUACAGCAACCAUUCGACAAAAUCUGAUACCCAACGAAAUCGUAAACCCUGGAAACUACGAGGGGUACGAGUCGAUUAUGUACCGUGUCCUGUAUGGUGUUGGUCUGCUUAAGAUAGUCCAGAAGAACGGCGGGCUGCAGUCCAAAUUCUCCAAGCUCAAGCUUUCGUAUGAGCAACUUGCACGUUUCUCCAUCGCCCAAGGCCUAAUGCUUUACUACUUUAUGCGAACGCCAUUAGCGCUGGUCGAAGGCGCCACCAAUAACGUCAGUGGCGAGAGCCUGGUUCGGAUGAGAACGAUUAUGAGGGAAGUGUUUGGCCCAGGAGGUUGCGCCAUCAUCAGCAUGGUGCAUUACCAGGAGAUGGUGUCGGGAGCAAGCUGGAUUGGUCGAGUCGCUGAAGGAACAGUGACACCACCACAGUUGCCUCCGCCUGUGGGAGCUUAAGGUUUAUGUCAUUUUACAGGUUGGCAAUUUUUGUUAAAUAUAUGUAUU